AUGUCGGCUGCCGGCCACCUGGAUGAGCUGCAGGUGCAGCGGUUAGAGGAGAUGUGCAUUGUCAUUGAUGAAAAUGACCGCAUCCUCGGGGCUGAGACCAAGAAGAACUGCCAUCUUCGGGAGAACAUCGACAAAGGACUGCUGCACCGAGGCUUCUCCGUGCUUAUCUUCAACACAGAUGAUGAGCUCCUGGUUCAGCAGAGAUCGGACGCCAAGUACACGUUCCCAGGCCACUUCUCCGACUCAUGCUCCAGCCACCCACUGUUCACCCCAGAAGAGUGUGAGGACAAGGACAAGCUGGGAGUGCGGCGAGCAGCCCUACGCCGGCUGCUGGCAGAGCUGGGAAUUCCCCCUGACCAGAUCUGCCUGCAGGACAUCAUCUUCAUGACUCGGAUUUACCACCACAGCCCGUCUGACGAGGUCUGGGGGGACCACGAAGUGGGCUACCUCCUGUUGGUGAGGAAGAACCUCACAGUGAAGCCCGACCCCCGGGAAGUCAAGAGCUACCACUACAUGAGCAGGGAGAAGCUGGCCGAGCUCCUGAACAGGGCGACAAGGGGCCAGGAGCGGGUCACACCCUGGUUCCGUACCAUUGUUGAGGGCUUUCUGUUUCGUUGGUGGGAACACCUGAAGGAUGUGUCCCAGUUUGUGGAGCCUGACACCAUCCACAGGCCGGAGGGCACACGCAGUCCUGGCCAGCCCCCGAUGGAGGGUGGAGUGGGGUCCCUGCCCCCUGACACAGCCUAAGCCUGCUUCACACCUGC
Molecule: messenger RNA, 764 nt
Organism: Suncus etruscus (white-toothed pygmy shrew)
Lineage: Eukaryota; Metazoa; Chordata; Mammalia; Eulipotyphla; Soricidae
Product: isopentenyl-diphosphate delta-isomerase 2-like
Exons: 4
Coding region: 1-747 (248 amino acids)
Biological process (GO): isopentenyl diphosphate biosynthetic process; isoprenoid biosynthetic process
Cellular component (GO): cytoplasm
Molecular function (GO): isopentenyl-diphosphate delta-isomerase activity
Source: RefSeq, a predicted model, not a curated record